This is a messenger RNA of Rana temporaria (common frog), 3081 nucleotides long. It is a transcript of the gene HLCS, whose product is annotated as holocarboxylase synthetase. Gene Ontology annotation, molecular function: biotin--[biotin carboxyl-carrier protein] ligase activity. Gene Ontology annotation, cellular component: cytoplasm. The record is from RefSeq and is a predicted model, not a curated record. The transcript has 12 exons. NCBI's taxonomy places the organism in Eukaryota, Metazoa, Chordata, Amphibia, Anura, Ranidae. Bases 177 to 2813 code for a protein of 878 amino acids. Gene Ontology annotation, biological process: protein modification process.
GCAAGGUUAGUGUGUGUCAGGCUGCAGUGUUUGGUGUCGCUGCGCAGUGGAUAGCAGGAUUUGAUGAGGCUAGAAGGAACGCUUACCCUCUGGGCUCCUGGCAUCUGUUUCCCGUAUGGCACUGACCCAAGGGCACUGACUCGCCCUCCCCGCCAUCCACCAGGCCAUUGAACGUCAUGCUCAUUACCCUCUGCUACGUAUACUUGUGGCUGCGCUGCCGGUCCUCCCAUGCUUUGCUGAUCAGGAGCUGCGUGCGCCAGUUCUAUAAGACCAGCUCCUUCACGUUUUGCACCCAUCCCCGGGAAAAGGAGAAAACAAUCAGUAGUGGCGCGCAGGGUUCCAGCGAGGAUAAGUUCUGCCUGCAUUUGGGCAACAAAGCCUUCUUCAUUGACAGUGCCCAGUGCUUUGAAGAUCUGAACAAGUGGAACUUGCUACUAGGAUCUCCCAGUGAUAGAGAUCUAGAAGCCAGGCAAAUUGCCUUUAUUACUGAGAGUGUCCCAUUACCUGGCGAAACCUUAUCAGCUACAUCACACGCUAACAAAAAGGUUCGGAAUCUCUCUGAGUAUUGUCUCCCUCUGGCUCUGUGCCAUGGAGACUCUUCUAGGUUACUGGCAGAAGCCAGCGUGGACAACUUCAGCGAGCUUGGCAUAGCGUUCAUGGAAGAUCGCUUACAGAUGGACAAUGGCUCUCAGCCGCAGAAGAUUACAUCUGUGCACUUAAGAGAGAGCGCUACGACUGAAGGAGAAGACCCCCACAACCCUCAUUUAUAUUUGACUCAGAGGAAAGCUGCCCUUGAGCCAAAUCUUAUUUCUGAUCGGACUUUUGGAAAGGACAUGGGUGUGGCUGAAAGCACUGAGAUGGAGAACCCUGACAACAGCAAUGGAAACCCCAAUUCAAAUAGGAGAACACGCCUGGGACAGGGAGAGGAAGCUAGUGGUGAACAUCUUCAUCUUCACCUGUCCAGCUGCCAUGAGUGCCUUGAACUGGAGAACUGCACCAUAGAGUCGGUCAAAUUUGCUUCAGCAGAAAACAUUCCGGAACUUCCUGAUGAUUACAUCAGCUUGGAGGAUCAUUCUGAUGUGGGUCAUUCCAAUGAGACCUCAAAUCUUAAUGUCACUGGGAAGCCACCUAAUGUUCUCGUCUAUAGUAGCCCUUCAUUUCCGGAACAGUUUGAACAAGUCAAAUCAGUGCUCCUCCAAUGCUUUGAUACCUGUCGAUACGUUGUGUACCCUCUCCCUGAGGAGCAGGCUCUCACAGCCCCAUGGAUGGACAAUUGCUUACUGUUGGUUCUAGCGGGUGAGGAACUCAUACCUUCCAAUCUUCAUAGACUCUUUACUUCCUAUCUGGAGAAAGGUGGGAAGAUCCUUGGGUUAGCCUCCUCUUAUACGUUUGGUAAUGUAGCUCUGAAAAGAAAAUCUGAACUUCUGGGCUCAGUUCAAGACCUGGUUUUUGAUGGACCCAAUGACAAUCUGAUUAGUCUCAAUAUCCUGGCCAGUGGGUUUGCGUAUGAGGAGGGCUUGGUAGAGUCAUGUGAUAAGGUGGAUAAAUGGGGACGAUUAAACAAUGAAAGUCAGGACCUGAUGAUGGUGCGUCAAGCGUAUGGUGACAACGGUGGAGAAGCUGUCCUAUGCCAGGUCAGGCUGGAAGUGGCUCCCGAGUCUCUAAUGGAACAUGAUAAGGGGACCUUUGACUCCUUGAAGCUCAGUAACCCCCAGAGGCAUGAAGUUCUGACGCAGAUCCUCAUCAGUCUUGGUCUGGAGUGUGAGGUCAGCCCCUCCCCGUCCCUCACACCUGUCUACCUGCUAAGUGCACAGAAGGAUAAAUACCCUGAUGUUCUCCAGUGGAUUCAAUCAAAGACAAAGAAUGGAUUGAUCAAAUGCAGCAAGAUGUCUCUGAAGGUGUUUGAGUCUCCCCAGUAUGACAUAGAUAUCACUCCAUCUCUGGCGCCCCUGAUAACAACAGAGGAAGACUUCAUCUGUGAGAACUUCAGCCUGGAGAAGUACAGGGAGAACCUCCGUACUGAAACACUCGGGAAAAUUGUGAUGUUUUCUGAGGUCACCACCACCACAUUUAACCUUCUGGAUGGGCUGAUGUUUCACGAACAGAAGGAAAUGGGGUUAAUCGCUAUCGCGGCCCAGCAGACUCAAGGCAAAGGUCGCGGUGGAAACGUCUGGCUUAGCCCCAAAGGUUGUGCUUUGAUGACACUCCUUGUGUCCAUCCCAAUGUCAUCACCUCUGGGACAGAGAAUUGGCUUCAUACAACACCUUAUGGCAUUGGCCGUGGUGGAAGCUGUGAGGUCUUUGCCUGGAUGCGAGGAUAUUGAAUUAAAAGUGAAAUGGCCAAACGAUAUUUACUACAGUAACAUGAUGAAGCUGGGAGGAGUCUUGGUCAACUCAACACUCAUGGGGAAUACCUUUCAUAUUCUCAUUGGCUGUGGGUUCAACGUCAGUAAUAGCAACCCGACAAUCUGUAUCAACGAUCUCAUCUCAGAACACAACAAGCGCUAUAAAACAAAUAUUGAACCUCUAAGGGUGGAUACGCUGAUAGCUCGGUCCGUGACGGCUCUGGAGGCCCUCAUUAAUACAUUUCAAUUGAUUGGACCCAGUGGCGUCUUGCCUAUGUACUACAAAUACUGGGUACACAGCGGGCAGCAAGUCCGACUUGGUGGUGAAGAUGGUCCGUUGGCUUGGAUUGUUGGUUUAGACGACUCUGGUUUCCUCCAAGUCCUUCAAGAAGGAAAAGAAGUCAUUACUGUCCAUCCGGAUGGAAACUCUUUCGACAUGAUAAGAAACUUGAUUGUACCAAAACGUUAACAAUCUGCACUUCUUACAGAAUUUCAAAUUUCUUUGCUAUAGACAUUCCCCAAACCAAGGACAUUUUUUCUUUCUUUCUAUUUGAAAUAUUGUAUUUUUAUUACUACAUGGUAGGCUGUGUGAUUUCUUCAGGACUGGAUACAGUAGCAUCACAGAGCCACUAUUGCUUUUAUAAUUAAAUUACAUUUUUUCUUUGCCAAGCCACAAAUUUCAAACACCAAAAAUGAAAUAAAUUAAAGGGACUCUAACACACUAUAUAUAUAUACAU